GUUUCCCUCAGCAGAAAAUUUAAAUACAGAUCUACACUGACAUCAUGGGCAUGUGGUAUCCAAACAACACAAAGCGCCAUGACCGUGCGCAACAGCUCAUCACCCAAACGAAUGACUUUCAGGCCUCCGUCCGUGAUGCAUCAAAGACACAGGACAAUCUUCGGGCAGACAUCCAGGAAGAUGUCGAUGCAGGCCUUAAGAUAAGAGGGUACACCACGAUCACUGCAAUGAUGACCGCGUAUCAGAAAGAUUGGUCUGAGAAAGAUAAGAAGCACUACGAAGACAUGGUGACACAAUUUGCGAACGUGGAAGAGAACCUGGCAACUGAGAUAAAGAUCAUGGGAUAUGUUGCCUCCGCCGCAGGUGUUGUAGGAGGAGUUGCAAAGGCAGGGCUGUUGUUGGAGCACGGCAAAAUUGCAGCUGGCUUUAGGUGUCUUGGGGAAGGGCUUCUGAGGUUGAUCAACAAAGAAACUGAAGCCGCUACGCGCUUGCUGAAGACUGCUGUCACUGCAAUUCAAGAAACGGUCAAAAUCUUAGAGAUCCCGGAAGCUGCUGCCAAGAUCUUGAACGCAAUCAAGUUUAUUGCAAAGGUUGUGGGUGCUAUCGCCAUCGUGCUGGAUGGCAUUCUCAUCGGGUUUGACCUUUAUGAGGAGCACAAGCAGAAAGUGGAGCUCGAAGACGCGAUAAAAGAUCUGAAUGUGAAACGCUUCGUUGCCUGCUUAGUGGGCGAUUUGUAUAGCGCCUAUCGUGUUUACAUGGGUCAUAUCUACAGCAUUACCUCGGAUUUGGCUGAAUCUAAAAAGCCAGAUGAUAGAACGCAACAAAGGAUCAAGAAAGAUAUAGAUCGUAUGACCAAGGGGGCAAAGGCUGUAACAUUCGAUACUGUGUGGAAGAAGCUUCAAGAUAAAGAUGUUGGCGCGUAUACGGAUGCCGAUUACAAGAAGGAGGAACUUGCAAAGAUUAUCUCGAAGGACUCACGGUUUGAAUUCAAGUUCACGGACCCAAAGCACUAGGGAGACUCUCGCUAGCACCAACCCCAGUUUGCGAGGUCAUCUUCAAGCCCAUGUGCAAUGGUGGAGCCUUCUUUGUGAAGCUACCUUUUCUUCGAG
Messenger RNA from Aspergillus pseudotamarii, 1109 nucleotides. RefSeq lists its product as uncharacterized. Lineage: Eukaryota; Fungi; Ascomycota; Eurotiomycetes; Eurotiales; Aspergillaceae. Bases 45 to 1013 code for a protein of 322 amino acids. The transcript is spliced from 6 exons. The record is from RefSeq and is a predicted model, not a curated record.